CCUUGCCCGACUGGAAGGCAGAAGUUCCUUGAAAGACAUAGAACCAUAUCUGUUUGCUGAUGAAGAUUCACCUGUGCAUGGUGCUAUUCUUGAAUUUCAUGGUCCAGAAGGAACAGGAAAGACAGAGAUGCUUUAUCACUUAACAGCACGAUGUAUACUUCCAAAAUCGGAAGGUGGACUGGAAGUAGAAGUCUUAUUUAUUGACACGGAUUACCACUUUGACAUGCUUCGGCUUGUUACAGUUCUUGAGCACAGACUGUCCCAAAGUUCUGAAGAAGUGAUAAAGCAUUGCCUCGGGAGACUCUCUCUGGUCUACUGCAGUAGUAGCACGCAGCUGCUUCUCACGCUGUACUCGCUAGAAACCAUGUUUUGUAGUCGCCCCUCCCUCUGCCUUCUGAUUUUGGAUAGCCUGUCGGCUUUUUAUUGGAUAGACCGUGUCAAUGGAGGAGAAAGUGUUAACUUACAGGAGUCUGUUCUGAAGAAAUGUUCUCAACUCUUAGAGAAACUUGUAAAUGAGUAUCGAUUGGUUCUUUUUGCAACAACGCAAAGUAUAAUGCAGAGAACCGCAAACUCAGCAGAAGGUCCUUCUUGUGCCUCCAACCGUCCGAGUGAUGCGGAGCUAGACUAUCGGCCCUACCUCUGUAAGGCGUGGCAGCAAGCGGUGAAGCACAGGAUCUUUUUCUUCAAACAUGAUGAUUCUAACACCAGCAACCAAUUUUCUUUAGUUUCACGUCAUUUAAAAAGUAACAACUUAAGAAAACAUUUUUUUAUUAUCAGAGAAAGUGGCGUUGAGUUUUGUUGAUACGUGUCAUAAAAUAGCCUUUGAGGAGAAUACUAAGCAAGUUUUAAAAGUCUUUAGUAGGCUAAAAUGAUUUGAUUCUAAAGUUUUAAAGUCUCAGGGAAUUUAACAUGACAGUAUUUCUGCACAAGGUGGAUUUCUUAAACUAGUACCGUUUAAGCCUGUUCUGUUCCUAGGUUGUGAAGAUUAUUCAGAGUGAUAAUAAUAAUUAAACUGUAUGUGAUUAAGUUGUUUAAAAACUGAAUAAGACUCAUUUCAGUCCAAAUAAAAUGGAGUUUUAUAA
Vicugna pacos (alpaca) is the source of this 1082-nucleotide messenger RNA. NCBI's taxonomy places the organism in Eukaryota, Metazoa, Chordata, Mammalia, Artiodactyla, Camelidae. The record is from RefSeq and is a predicted model, not a curated record.